GGUUGAAAAACGCAAAAACGCAUCGGAACCGUUAGUUCAGUUUGGAGUGGGAUCGGAUCCGAAAGACAGUGUGACGCGAUAUCUGUAAAGUGUGAAGAAGACGCGCGAACAAUGGCGGAAGCUUGGUUGGGUUUGGGUCCCACCUUCUCUAACUCCCUCCCUCUUCCCCUUCCCUCUUCCUCUUCUUCUCCUCCUUCAAUGGCUUCCGUUCCCUCACCCCGCCACCGUCGCUGUUACUCCAACCCUGACCCUCCCCCUCCCCCUCCCCAGCCAGCUCUCCUCGUCUUCUCCGGCGGGACUGCCUUCAACGGCGUCGUCGAGGACCUCAAGACCUUCACUACCCGCGUCGCCCACGUUCUCCCCGUCUCCGAUGACGGCGGAAGCACCGCCGAGAUCGUUCGCGUCCUUGGUGGUCCUGCUGUUGGAGACAUACGUUCGAGGUGUCUGAGGUUGUCUGAUCAGAGCACAGCUGAAGCUCUUGCAGUUCGGAAUCUGCUUGGUCAUCGUCUACCUCUUGAUCCACUCAAAGCUAAAUCUGAAUGGUACUCCAUUGUGGAAGGUGAUCACACACUAUGGAAAGGUGUUUCGAAACCUUACAGGGAGACUAUUCGAUCUUUUCUUGUUUAUUUUCAGAGUCAGAUUCUACGCCGGGCUGAAGAAUCAUUUUGUUUCAGCAAUGGCAGCAUCGGAAAUUUCUUUUUUGCAGGCGCACGUAUAUUUUUUCGGUCCUUGGAUGCUGCAAUAUUUUUGUUUUCACGUGUUUCAGAUAUUCCCCCUGAAAGCCUGGUUCUCCCUGUAAUUUCCACCAACGACAGGCUUACCUUAGGGUGCGAAUUAUGGGAUGGAACUAUUAUAAGGGGACAAAAUGAAAUUUCUCAUCCAACCAGGGGAACGACAGAGCUGAUUAACAAGGAUAGCUUUUCCACUCCAGCGCUUCCUUCAAAAAUAAAACGUGUCUUCUACAUGUCAAGUGAGGGGAAAAAUUUGCUCCAUGAGGUCUUUCCUUCACCUAAUGCAACUGUAUUAGAGCAGUUAAGUAAUGUGGACUGCAUUGUAUAUGCCAUGGGUUCCCUUUUCACUUCAAUCUGUCCCUCGUUGGUCUUAUUGGGAAUUGGGGAGAUUAUUUCGUCAAGGUCUUGCCUCAAGGAAUUUAGGCUUGAUAAGAUUGCUUUCAAUUUGCAAGGAGAGCAUUUGUUUCUCUUUUGGAAGAAACAAGCUAUUAAGGUACUUAUGUUAAAUGGCACACCUGACCGGGAGACUAAUGGGUUUUCGGCUUCUUGUUUUGUUACUGCCAUCACGGAUGCUCUAAAUCGAACAUAUGGAGAUCCUUGCAAUCGGCUAAAGAAUCCUCCGAGUCAGUAUAUCAAUACCAUUUUGGUGCCAAGAAAUAGUUCAGUUCCAGUUGAUGUUGACCGAUUGAAUGCCCAAGGAAUAUUUGAUGUGAUUGUUGUUGACUCCCUACGUGAUUCCAAAGUGGGUAUAAUAUAUGACCCAAAGUCGUUGAUAAGAGCUCUCGCUGACUUAAUUGACAGAUACAUGAAGUCGAGAGUCAAGGAAUUAAUCGAUGCUAGAUGAUAUAACAAGGGGCUACAAUUAACAAUUUUUUUCCUCUGAAGGAUUUCUAGGUAAAAUUGCCUAUUUAUAAUCAUAUAUUGGAACAAUUUUUCCUCCCAUCCAAGGUACAGCAAUUCGAUGAAAACAUGAUAUAAUGUUUAUUGCCAUAAGUAUUUGAUUAUGUAGGGAUGAUAUAGUUUAAGAUAAAAGAAAAAAAAGGAGGAGAAACAUUAAAGAGUCUUGUAUAUUUACAGCAGUGCUGUGUAUGUAUGUCGCAUACAUUAAUCUUAUUUGAUUAUGGCAGAUCUCAAUUGAGUGUA
This is a messenger RNA of Arachis ipaensis, 1874 nucleotides long. The record is from RefSeq and is a predicted model, not a curated record. NCBI's taxonomy places the organism in Eukaryota, Viridiplantae, Streptophyta, Magnoliopsida, Fabales, Fabaceae.